AUGGACGCUUUUCAUAUCUUCACAUCUAUACGAUAUGAUCCUGCUCUCUUGAAAGUCCCAGAAUUAGGAUAUGUCAAUACAGGAUGGAAUCAGAAUUCUUCCCCCUUCUAUAUGCUUGACUUACACCGAGACCGUAUGCUAAGGGCUGCCGUCUACUGGCAAUGGUCAGCCGCAGUCGCCGUCGUUUCUGGUGAGGAGGGCUUAGGAAAUCUGCAAAGGUUCCUUCAGAGCAUUACCAACGGAUUUAGCAACGGCCCGCAUCGAAUAAUGCUUAGCCUAGCCCAGGAUGGAACUCUAGAUUAUCAAACUUCUCCUCUUCCAGAGACACAUCUAAAUAAUCUAUAUCCAGAAUAUCUACCGAGCCUAGAUCGCGAGGAUUCAACCGAAGGAGAUGGCAAGGUUCCAAUCAAGGAUCCUAUAUAUGGCAUCUUCCUUGAUGAUCAGAAGACUUCAAAAUCCGAGUUUACUCAUUACAAAACCACUUUUAGAGACAUGUACAACGAUGCAAGGAGACGGGCUCAAAUAAAUCUAGGCGAUAAAAAAGAAGUGCUCCUUGUCAACGAUGAAGGGCAUAUUAUGGAGGGUAGUAUUAGUACCCCCUAUUUCUGGAGAGAUGGAAAAUGGGUCACUCCCCCUAUUCCCAUACAAUAUCACGCUUCUGAAGGGAGCGGUGGAAAUAACGGUACAACAAGAAGAUGGGCUUUAGAGAGGAAUCUUGUUGUCGAACAAGUCGUUCCUGCAGAUUCGCUGGUCGACGGGGAAGAAUGCUGGAUAAGUAAUGGUCUUCGAGGGUUCAUUUUUGGAAUAGUGAAGCUACAAUAA
Molecule: messenger RNA, 822 nt
Organism: Daldinia childiae
Lineage: Eukaryota; Fungi; Ascomycota; Sordariomycetes; Xylariales; Hypoxylaceae
Exons: 2
Coding region: 1-822 (273 amino acids)
Molecular function (GO): catalytic activity
Source: RefSeq, a predicted model, not a curated record